This is a messenger RNA of Arabidopsis lyrata subsp. lyrata, 1663 nucleotides long. RefSeq names its product tryptophan aminotransferase-related protein 3. Gene Ontology annotation, molecular function: carbon-sulfur lyase activity; transaminase activity. NCBI's taxonomy places the organism in Eukaryota, Viridiplantae, Streptophyta, Magnoliopsida, Brassicales, Brassicaceae. The coding region runs from base 184 to 1566 and encodes 460 amino acids. The transcript has 5 exons. Gene Ontology annotation, biological process: amino acid metabolic process. The record is from RefSeq and is a predicted model, not a curated record.
AAAAAAAAAAAAAGUAUAAUAGAUUAAGAAAUUAGGGGAGUGCUAUUGAUACAAACAUGUAAUCUUAUUCAAAUACACAUUGGUUUUAAAAUAAUCUCUUGUUGUCCCCUCACUAUCAAAAGUCAACUCUUUCAAUAGUUGUACAAUUCAGCGAUCAAUGACUCCUCCAUUUGGCCACUAAAGAUGAUGCAUAACAAGCUACUAGUUGCAGUGUCGAUAAUCUUGAAUCUUCUAUUCACCGUUCAUAUUCUUUAUAAUAAUUCAACCACAUGGAGUCCAACGUGGACCGAUAGAGCCGCCUCGGAGGCAGAAGAUGCAGCUUCUGUUUCUUGCUCAGGCCAUGGCAGAGCUUAUGUGGACGGUCUUGGUGUCCUUGACGGCCAUAAACCUCCUUGUGAGUGCAAUAAUUGCUACACAGGCAAAGAUUGCUCCUUCUUUGUACCAGAUUGUCCUGUCGAUGCUGACUCAGGAGACCCUUUGUUUUUGGAGCCUUUCUGGAUUCGAAACGCAGAGGGAAGUGCGGUUGUUGAGUCAGGAUGGCACAGGAUGAGUUAUUCCUAUCACGGCUAUGGCUUAUUUGUGUCGGCAGAGCUUGAGAGGAUCAUUAGAAAGCUACAUAAUGUGGUGGGAAAUGCAGUUACUGAUAACAGAUUCAUUAUCUUCGGAACUGGAGCCACACAAUUGCUUGCAGCUUCUGUUCAUGCCUUGUCCCAAACAAAUUCAUCAUCAUCAUCUCCUUCAAGACUUGUGACUUCUGUUCCAUACUACAAUAUGAACAAAGACCAAGCAGAGUUCUUUAAUUCUGCCGAUCUCAAGUUUGAAGGAGAUGCGUCCGCGUGGAAGAGGAGCGAGCGCAAUGAUAAUAUGACACAAGUUAUAGAGAUAGUGACAUCUCCGAAUAAUCCAGAUGGGAAGCUUAAAAGAGCGGUUCUUGAUGGUCCUAAUGUCAAAUACAUUCAUGAUUAUGCUUAUUACUGGCCUUAUUUUUCACCUAUUACACAUCCUGUUGAUGAAGAUUUGAGCCUGUUUAGUCUCUCCAAGACUACAGGUCAUGCUGGCUCAAGAUUCGACUGGGCAUUAGUAAAAGACAAAGCUGUUUAUGAAAAAAUGAAAACAUAUAUAAUUCUAAGUACUAUGGGAGUUUCAAAAGACACACAGCUUCAUGCUUUGCAGUUGCUUAAAGUAGUGAUUGGCGAUGGAGGGGAUGAAAUAUUCAGUUUUGGUUAUGGAACCUUGAAAAAAAGAUGGGAGAUUUUGAACAAGAUCUUUUCCAUGUCCACGCGUUUUUCGCUCCAGACUAUCAAACCUCAGUAUUGCAACUAUUUCAAGAAAGUUAGAGAGUUUACUCCUUCUUAUGCAUGGGUGAAGUGUGAGAGACCAGAAGACAAAAACUGCUAUGAGAUUUUCAGAGCGGUGAAGAUAACUGGACGCAAUGGCAAUGUGUUUGGAUCAGAAGAAAGGUUUGUGCGAUUGAGUCUCAUCAGAUCACAAGACGACUUUGAUCAGCUUAUUGCUAUAUUGAAGAAGUUUGUCUCCAAGGAAGCUGUCGUAGUUGACUCCGUCUAAGAACUUGAUGUUGUGAUCACAUGUCUUCAAUUCCAUCAUAUAAAAAUAAAUAUUUUUUGGAAUACAUAAUUGAAUGAGACAGUAGCUCAACUUCCAA